AUGCCUGUGCCAGGCUGGUUUCGCGGCAAAUUGAGGUCCAGGUCCAAGCCCAAGCCCGGCGCCGCGGCCGUCUCCUCCGCCGCCUCCUCCCCCUCGCGCAAGUCCGUCGACCUCGACUACCCGUCCCCGUCCCCGUCCCCGACCCCCCGGGCGCGGGAGAAGGCCCGCAGCCUCGACUCGCCGGCCGCGCGCCAUGGCCGGGGCGGCGCCGAGUUCCAGUACAAGCUCCCGGUGCCCGUGAUUAGCCCGGACCCACUAUGCGAGGAGGCCACGGAUGUGGCGGGCUGCUCUUCGGCCUCGGGCUCCAGCGUGUGCUCUUCGCCGGAUGACGCGCCGGAUCACCACGUGUCUAGGUCCAUGGAUCCAAUUGCUUUUGCCAAGGGAAGAGAUAUGGCAUCUGACACAGCUAUGAUCUUAAAUGAAGACAAACACUUCAUGUCAUGUAGUAUGCCACGGGAGCAUCACAAGUUCUUUGAGGCGAAUGUUUCUAACAUGAGGGCUCUUCAUGUGCAUAAUAACGAUGAUCCUUCAACUAGCGAAGCCAGUUGUUCACGUGGCAGAAUGUUGACUGAAGAUAUAUUUGGUCCAAGAACGAGAAGCCCAUCCCCUGGCCGAAAAGCCCAUGCCUUUGCUGUGAAUAAUGUACAUUCAAAAGAAUUCGGGUUUAGCCCCAGGUCACCAUUGAAAAUGAGUGAGGGUUUGAGAAGCCCGCCUCAUCCCUUGCCUCUUCCUCCAGCUCCCGGUGCUUGCCCACCUCUACCUCCAUCUCCCACUGCUUGUUCACCUCUUCCUCCAUCUCCCACUGCUUGCUCGCCUCUUCCUACAUCUCCUACUGCUUGCUCACAGUCCCAAUCACGGUGGAAAAAGGGGAAACUAUUAGGGAGUGGAACAUUUGGCCAGGUUUACCUUGGAUUUAACAGUGAAAAUGGGCAGUUUUGCGCGAUUAAGGAAGUGCAAGUAAUUUCAGAUGAUCCACAUUCGAAAGAACGACUCAAGCAACUGAAUCAGGAAAUAGACAUGCUUAAGAAAGCAUCGCACCCGAACGUUGUGCAAUACUAUGAUAGUGAUAUGACUGAUGAGACCCUUUCAAUUUAUCUUGAGUAUGUUUCUGGGGGCUCAGUUCAUAAGUUACUUAGGGAGUAUGGCCCUUUUAAGGAACCUGUGAUUCGCAGUUAUACUGGUCAAAUUCUCGCUGGUCUUGCGUAUUUGCAUGCGAAGAACACUGUCCACAGAGAUAUUAAAGGAGCAAACAUACUUGUUGGCCCUAAUGGUGAUGUUAAACUUGCCGACUUUGGCAUGGCUAAGCAUAUAUCAUCUUUUGCUGAAAUACGCUCUUUCAAAGGAAGUCCUUACUGGAUGGCUCCUGAGGUUAUUAUGAACAGCAAAGGUUACAAUCUAGCUGUUGACAUUUGGAGUUUGGGAUGUACAAUUAUUGAGAUGGCAACGGCAAGACCUCCUUGGCACCAGUAUGAAGGGGUAGCUGCAAUAUUUAAGAUUGCAAACAGUAAAGAUACACCUGAAAUCCCAGAUAUUUUUUCUGAGGAUGGGAGAAGUUUUUUGAAACUAUGCUUAAAACGUAAUCCAGCAUCUCGCGCCACCGCAAGUCAGUUGAUGGACCAUCCUUUUGUUCAGGACCAUCCAGCAGUAAGAGCAGCAAAAGACAGUGCAUUGAGAAAUGCAUUUUCUGCUCCAGCAGAUGUGAAGCAUACAAUGUCUAACAGGGAGUUGCCAUCACGAAGAAGUAUUACUCCCCUAAGGGAUAUAGGUGUGAGUGCGCGAGAUUUUACCGGAUUUUCUACAACUGUCCCUUCACCCCGUACCUCGAGCAGCCCUAUUCCUGUGAGAACAAACAUGUCUCUACCGGUGUCCCCCUGCUCAAGCCCACUGAGGCAAUUUAAGCAGUCCAACUGGAGCUGCUUGCCGUCUCCGCCCCACCCAAUGCUCUCGUCUGGUGCUGCGGCUUACAAUUCAUCAAGCUACGCGCUGAAUCAGGCACGACGGAUGCCGGAUCCCUGGCAGGAUGGCUCCUUGAAACUCCAUAGUCCUUACGGUUCUCCAAAAAGGUUCUAA
Molecule: messenger RNA, 2070 nt
Organism: Triticum turgidum subsp. durum (durum wheat)
Lineage: Eukaryota; Viridiplantae; Streptophyta; Magnoliopsida; Poales; Poaceae
Source: the annotation of a GenBank genome assembly